This is a messenger RNA of Danio aesculapii, 1159 nucleotides long. RefSeq names its product enamelin (gene enam). Bases 114 to 842 code for a protein of 242 amino acids. NCBI's taxonomy places the organism in Eukaryota, Metazoa, Chordata, Actinopteri, Cypriniformes, Danionidae. The record is from RefSeq and is a predicted model, not a curated record. The transcript is spliced from 9 exons.
CCUCUUUUGGGAUCUGCCAAGUAUAUAUAGCAGUCUUUUCCAGUGCUUGUUCAUUCCUCUUUAAUCUCAAAGAAGUCAACCAGCUGUACUUGGGACCUCCCGAAGAGAGCAAUAUGAAAGCUGUGGCGCUGUUGAUGUGUUUGCUGGGCUCUUCACUAGCUGCCCCUGCCCCUGACAGUGGCAGUAAUGAGCAGGCAAUUGCUAGUCAUGCAAACACAGCUUUGCAGUUGAUGGAACUCUACAGAAUGUUAGGACAGCUGCGGCAACAGGGGUACGGUGCUGUUGCUGGUCCUCAACUGCCUGCUGCACCUGCAGCUCCCGUAGAUCCUGCACCUGUUGAUACCCAGCCUCAGGUUUCACCUCAAAUACCUCAGCAGGGCUAUUUCUACAACCCCGCAGCUUUUGCACCCACAGGAGAUGGAUCUGAUGAGGAAGUUGCACCACAGUAUCGUGGAUUUUACCCACACUAUGGUUACCCCCAGCCUGCCCAGCCGGCGGCUCCACUGAACUCAGAUGAGGCUGAGGGAGCAGAAGCUGAGGGUGCGGAGGCGGCAGAGGGGGCCGAAGCUGGUGCCGAAGCUGGAGCUGAAGCUGGAGCCGAAGCUGAACCUGCUGGAACCGCUGCCACUGUUGAUGCUGCUGCAAAUGAGAUCCUACCUGUUGAUGUCGCUGAACCAGCUGCUGAUGUCAUCGCUGCUGCCGUUGCUGCCGUAGAUCCGGCCCUCAGUCCAGAGGCCCCUGCCGUGGCAGUGGAAAUCGACACCACGGUUGUUGGGCCUGAUGUGGCUGCUGGAGAGCAGGUGUUGAUGGCUGAAGCUCCUGAUGCUGCUCUGCCAGUGUAGUAAGAGAGGGAUGAUGACAAGCCACGCCCCCAAGAUCAUAACCAAACGGUAACAUCGCUGAAAUUAAGGCCACGCCUUUGUAGUCUAUAUAGCACAGGGACUUGGCUAGAACAAGGGGGAGCGCAAGACUGGCUUGCUGGAUCCAAAUGUGGCACAUUGCUUGUGUUUUGUGUGAAAAUAAUUCCUGGCAGAUGACGAUUUAUAAUAACCUCACUGUACGAAUUGAGCCGAUACUGCUGCAGACAGCGUUACUUUUCAGUGUCUUUUUUUCUUUCUUUCAGUUUCUUAAAAUAAAAUGUCUUUUUUUCUUACUGCAA